Molecule: messenger RNA, 1020 nt
Organism: Geosmithia morbida
Lineage: Eukaryota; Fungi; Ascomycota; Sordariomycetes; Hypocreales; Bionectriaceae
Product: NADPH:quinone reductase
Exons: 4
Coding region: 1-1020 (339 amino acids)
Cellular component (GO): mitochondrion
Molecular function (GO): oxidoreductase activity; zinc ion binding
Source: RefSeq, a predicted model, not a curated record
AUGCGCGGCAUCCAGGUCAAGCAAUACGUCAAGGGCCCCCAGGACCUCACAGUCACGGAUCUACCUGAACCCAAGCCCGAGAGCAACGAGUACCUGAUUCAAGUGCACGCCGCCGCCACCAACUUUUUCGACAUUCUUCAAGUUCAAGGGAAAUAUCAGCAUCAGCCUCCUUUCCCAUGGAUCGCGGGAAUGGAAUUCGCCGGCACAGUCUUGUCUGCACCUCAGACGCAAGGACAAGGACAGCCGGCCAGGUUUCCCGUGGGAGCACGCGUCUUCGGUGCCUCCCAGGGUGCAUUCGCCACGAGGGUGUGCGCGGCCGAGGCCAACCUCCUCCCCGUUCCCGACGGGUGGUCUUUCCAGGAGGCGGCAGGGCUCUUCGUCACGGCACCGACGAGCUACGGUGCUCUCGUCGUGCGCGCCGGCAUCAAGAAGGGUGACGUUGUUCUCAUCCACGCUGCAGCAGGUGGAGUUGGACUCGCAGCUGUUCAGGUGGCCAAGGCUUUCGGUGCAACAGUCAUAGCGACGGCCUCGACUGCCGCGAAGCUCUCCGUGGCCCGCAAGUUCGGCGCCGACCACACGGUCUCGUACGACGACGGCUCCUGGCCCCAAAAGGUCAAGGAUCUCACACCCGGCCGGAAGGGAGUCGACAUAGUCUACGACCCCGUCGGCCUGGUGGACGCCUCGACAAAGUGCGCCGCCUGGAACGCGCGCAUCCUCGUCGUCGGCUUCGCCGCCGGCGCCAUCGAGCGCGUCCCCACCAACAAGUUCCUCCUCAAGAACAUCUCCCUCGUCGGCAUCCACUGGGGCGCCUACGCCGGGAACGAGCCCGAGACCGUCGCCCUCGUCUGGAGGGGCAUCAUGGAUCUCGUCGCCCGGGGUAAGCUCAGGGGCACCGAGUAUACCGGGCACGAGUACGUCGGGCUCGAGAGCGUCAAGGAUGCCCUCGUCGCGCUGGGCAGCAGGGGCACCUGGGGUAAGGUCGUCGUCAAGUUGCCCCAGGAUGGUGGCAGCAAGCUGUGA